Molecule: messenger RNA, 465 nt
Organism: Paramecium tetraurelia
Lineage: Eukaryota; Ciliophora; Oligohymenophorea; Peniculida; Parameciidae
Exons: 2
Source: RefSeq, a predicted model, not a curated record
AUGAAUUAGUAUUCAUUUUGUAGUCCAAAACCAAGGUUUAUGCAAGUGAAAAUGGAUGAGGCAGAAUAAAGAAGUUGGUCUAGAGAAUACAAAAAGAGAAGCGACUUUUUUUGUUUAUCCUCAAAACCUUCAGCAUCUAGACCAUAGACAGUUGAUUCGAAAAUUGAAGGAAAUAAGGCGAUAAGAUGUAACUCUAGAAAAUAAAGAUAACAUUCAUUAUAAGAAUCUGAGAUAGGAUGCAUUAGUUAAGAUGUUUAGUUAGUUGAUUAUUUAUUUUAAUUAAAAAAUAGGUAAUAAGAUAGAUAUAAAAGUAGAAUCUUAAAAUUACAUGAAAAAAAAACAAGAGUGUGGAAAAACUAUAAAUUUCCAGAGUUAUUUUAAAGUAUUAAAAACAGAAAUGAUAAUUUUGAUCCAUUGAUUAUAUUUGAUAAAAAAAAAGAACCAAUUCUGAAUUAUAUUGCUUGA